UGAGCAUAAUUCAACUAGCUAAUAAAUGGAAAAAAACCUUCCUAGAUAAACCUAUAGGCUUGCGCAUAUAAGUUAUCUCACCAGAGCUUUUAUAGUUUUGAAAAUACGAUUCAGUAUGUACAGGACAGUGCCCAAAAAACUCUGUGAAAAAGUCUUCAUUUUUUUAAAAAAAUUAUGACUAUUUAGCACAUGUUUACAAUAUUAUAGAGGAAUAGAAAAAAAAUCGUUUAUUUUUUCUUUUGAUUAGUGAUUUUUCUCUUUAUUCAACUGAAGAUGAUAAACUCUUUUCUUCUUUCUUUUUUUUUGUUGCAAGAAAUGGAUUGUGAUGACAUGUGUACUCUUUUAGAAAUGAAAAAUUAUUAAGAAAUUCUUAAGCAGAUGGAAAAAAAGAAAAACAAUUGUUAUAUAUUUCAAUACAUUUCGUUUACAGUAGCCCUAAGAAAAGAUAGAAUGGGGAACAAAUCGAAAGACAACAGGACAGAAAAAAGCUAAAAAUGAGCAAGAUGCUUUUAAGGCUUCUGAAAGAGCAAGAGUGCAAAGAUAUCAUAUCAUAAAAGAGGCAAAAUGAACAUAAUUCAGUUGCCAAAGAUCUUAUAAAGGAGUCACAGUUAUAACAAAAAGCAGUCAACAGGAAAGGCACUAAAAUAUGUUGCAAGAUUAUUAUCUAAUUCACCAAUGAAAAAAAUUGUCACUGCUAAAAUGGCAAAGGAAGUUGGGCUACAGGUUAAAGGAUUUCAAACCAAUAGUAAUAACAGAUUAAGUGAAGAACAUUGCGUCACCAUUAAGCAGUUUUUUCAAUAAGAUGCAGUUUCUUGGCAAGCACCAGGCUGGAAGGACCAAGUCAUUGUUCGUACAGUUGUGAAUGGAGAGACUCAAAAAAGAUUUUGCAAGAAAUAUAUAUGUUGAUAGCAUUAAAAGAGGCUAAUACACUUUUUAAAAAAGAGUAUACUGAAAUUUGUGUAUGUCUCCUAAAAUUCUGUGGCAGGAGACCUAUAUAUGUCUGUGUUUGUGAGUAUCAUACGGAUUUAUCAUCAAACUCAGGAAGGUUUUUCUACCCAAGUGAACCGUGAUGACAAAGACAAAACUGUAUGUAUCAUAGAUGUGACAAUUGUAGAAGUGUGAAAAACUGUUAGAAGUCUUCAAACCAGUUCCAGAAGUUUGAGAAAUUCUCACUAAAAUAUCAGCAGUGGCAAACACAAGAUAAACCUACUGAAAAAGUGACAAUAACUGUUAUUGUAAAUGAUAUCUUUGAAGACCUAAAAAAUCAACUGCCUACUUUUCUCAUUCACAAGUAUAUCAAACAGAAACAGCAGAAACAUUUCUGUUGUUCUACAAGUUGAUUUUUCUGAAAAUGGACCAAUUAUUUAGAGAGAUGAGAUUCAAACUGCUCGUUGCUCUCACCAGCAGGUUACUAUACUCACAGCAUAUGCAUUGAUUAACAAAGAAGUGAAGGGGAGCUUUGGAAUUAAUUCAGACAACUUGACUCACACCAAAGAAGCAGUGUACACAUUUAUAUCUUGCCUCUUCAAGAAAAUGUUGCACAGAUACAUAUCCAUCAGGGUAAUCAACAUAUACAGUGAUGGUGCAAGAUCCCUGUUUAAACAAAGAUACCUUUUCUAUAAUAUUUCUGAAUGGGAAAAUGAAUUUUCAGUUCAAAUGCUUUGGAAUUUUUUUGCAACCUCUUAUAACAAAGGUGCUGGAAACGAUAAAGCGAUCUGUAUGGAGGAACGUCUUAGCUAAUAAACAUUGCCCCUGUAGAUGCUCAAUCAUAUGCUGCAGUCGCUAUGGGAAGAUGCCAGAAUGUUACUGUGAUAUAUGUGAUAGCUGUUAUUGAGAAUGAGUUUUAAGUUAUGGCCAUGCACCGUUCUGGAAUAUCUUUUCUGAAGUGACCUACUCAGGACAAUAAAAUUUUCUAUCUGCACAAAAAUAUUGUAAAGAAACUUGAUUAACCAGUAUAGUCGGCACACAAGGACAGUUCUUAUUUCCAAACUUGUUAAAUUAUACAUUUUGCAAUCUAUUUACUUGUAAAAUUCACUUCCAUUAAAGUUAUAAGAUUUUCAAUUGACCAGUCAAUUACAUUGUACUUGUUUUUAUAUAUUCCGUUUUCCCAAUUUGCAACGGUACAUCCAUCACACAUAAGAAAUACAUCUUUCACCUCUUUUUUCAGCUAUAUAAUCCUAAUUCUCAAAAAUGAUUCCUAUUCUUCAAAAAUAGACCAUCCUGGUAUAAAAAAAAAAAAAAAAUCGUAACAUAAUGCUUAUAAACUUCAGGCUUUGUCAUAUUUGUUAUGGUGGUUGAUAUUUUUUAGAUUUUCUGAAUACAUCACAGCACUUUAGUCAUAAAUUGAAACAACAUGUGAAGCUUUAAUAAUUACUAUGUUUCUUUUGAACAUCUAUCCACUUUGUACUUAUCAGAGAAGGGUAGAACAUAUCCCAAGUUUAAGUUAGUUGUUCCCUACAGCUUUUUUAGUUGUCUGAUUGGUAAGUCUGUCACAAUAGAAUUGCCCUUUGGUGGUUUCCAAAUGUUCAUUACCAACUGAUUGAAAGCUAGUCCUGGUCAUUUUGAGUUUGAGGAAUUGGUCAAUGCUUUAGUGCCUUUUGUGGAUGGAUGAACCUUUUUAGCUGUUGCAAUAGGGCAUGGGUCAACUUCACAAGCUUCUGCGUUGGUACCUGUUAUAGAUAACUGAGCAUUUGUAGCUGUUGCAAUGGUGCAUAAACUGGCUACAUAAAGUUGCCUGGAGUUUUGGGAGGUCUGUGGAUAUUGUGAUGAGUUACCAAAGUUUCUUUUAUUCCUAAUCCAUAACUUUUAAUAUGUCCCUUUCGAUAAGCUAUAAAAAAUCACAAGGAUUAUUUCUUUCUUGAUUUAAAAUUUUACUAUUAAAUUAUUCGACUCAUUAGUUCUAUUUCCUAGCAGUUUAGGUCUUCCAUGUAUGGUCCCUUUUAAGUGCACCAAUGAAAACAUCUCUUGUUAAAACACUGUCUUUUAAUUGUAGAGUCAGAGCACAUUUUAGGGCGAAAAUCUGUACUUUUAGCACCUAGCUUACAACCUUUCGUACCCUUGUUUCCAUGCAAUAAAGGAUUUCGACAGCUAAUGGGUGAAAUCCAGUACAAGGUUUAGUACAAGGUUCUUUUCCAUUCUUCAAUAUCAUUCUGAUUACUACCUAAAAAGGGGUCAUCAUUCUUCUUGACAUCCUACUUUUUCCUGAAACUUAUAAUCAGGGACUGGAUAGUGAGUAUUUUUCAAUGUCCUAGUUGACUUUAGGUUUCAACUAAAUUUGGUUGUUUUGUUGCGCAUAAAUUUAAGAAAGUUAAUUCUUUCUCUAUUCAUGAGUAUUCCGUAUCCUUUUUGUAAUUUUUUGAGGAAGAAUCUUGAGGAAGAACAAUUUGAUUGUUUGCCUUCUUUCCAGAUUCCAAUCUUGAACCUCAGUUACAAUUAAUAAGAUAAAUUUGGCAAAUCACUGCAGAUUUUCAAGUACGUUCUAACAAGUGUAACAAUAGUGAACAUGGAAACCAGGUAAAUGUUGAGACAAGGGCUUAAUUUUAAUUUAUGAUAGUCAGGUUGAAGAUUAAUUUUAGAAAGGGUGACAGUUAAGUCAGCAUACCGAAAAAAACAAUCUCAGAAUGUAUCAAAAAAAUUUUGGUGGGAUCAACAUUUUGGCAGAAAAAAAUAAUUUACAGUGUGAUUUUAUUACUUUCAUAUUUAGAAAAUAUAUAUUGAUUUGUCAAGUGAAUGUCAAAAGUGAAUUGGUUUUCAAAAUGGUUGCUAAAGGUAAUAAAAAAAAAGGAAAAAAAUUAUCUAAGGCUGAAAAAGAAAAGCUAAAGAAGGAAGAAGCAGAACGCAAAGCUCAAGAAGAAGAGGAAGCAAGAAUCAAAGCUGAGGAAGAAGAUAGAAAGCGUGAAGAGAGAGAACGUCAGGAAAGAGAAGAAAGAAGACUUCUUGAGGAACAGGAAAGAGUCCGCCACCAAGCAGAAAUAGAUGAACUGAACACACAAUUAAAAGAAAAUAAACAGUACCUUGUAAAUUUGAGAAAAACAAUAGAGGAAAGAAAUAAGUGGAACCGCUACCUGCUUUGCAAUGGAAGACCAGAUCCUACAGAUAAAAAGGAUAUAAAUACUUUUAUUAGUUUAUGGAGAGAAAACAAUGAAGAUCUUGAACUGAAUAGGGUUUUAAAGAAGUCAGAAUUAGUUUUGGAGCUUCUAAAAGAGUUGAAAAACAAUAUUGAAAAUUUGUCCGUUCCCACUGAAUAUACUGAUGAUGGAGAAAAAGAUCAUGAACAAAGACCUGGUCAUACUAGUCUAGAAAGUUACAAAGAGUCCACGGCAAACCUUCAAUCUUUAAUGAGGGAAAAAAUAGACGCUGCAACUUUAACUGUUUUGAUAUCACCACAUGGAAAAAUUGAUGUUGACACGUUAAAUAUAUUUGAUGAUGCGAAAAGUGCACACAUCAAGUUGUGUCUGUGGGGAAAUGCUGCUAAAAACCCAAGAAUAAAGCAAGUUGAAUUCAAAGACAGACCUUUUACGAUGGAAUUGCCCAAACAAAUAGCAUUGGCUGAUAUUGCUGUUCGUGUCUUGUAUAUAAACUUUGAUUUUCUUUCACCACGUUGCAGUACCUAUGCAUUGAAAAUCAAGAAGAGCAAAAAGAAGGAAAUUGGGAACAUACAAAUAAUUGAAAACAUUGAUCAGGCUACCUCUGUAGAUAAAAUCGAUGAUGGCGAUGGUAAAGAAGAAAACCAAAAAACAACUUCUUCAUUAGCUCCCUCGACAAAAAAUUUACUUGGUGUGAAAGAAAGCAUACGCAGUGAGAGCAGGACUAGUAUCUCAGCUAGCACAACGAGUGCAAGAAGAGAGACAGAUGAACCACCUGUUGAAGACCAAGAUGCGAUAAAAUGUUUGAAGCCUACGGAUUCGUUAGAUGAAGAAGACUAUAUUGAAGAGGAUGUGAUAGAUUUAAGAUCGUUUUCUCCAAUCGGAAGUUUGAUCAUGAUUGAAUUGAUACAACUUCCUCCGCAAGCAAAAGAGGUGAAUGACUGGGUAAUACAAAAAGUGCAUAGCAAAACCUUACAAAGAAUACCAUAUGGAAACAACGACCAACAGAAUUCUUCUUCGUCACUGCACCAUUCCUCUGUGAGUGCGAUCCCCGACAAAAUUGACAUAACACCGUCUAUUGGAUAUAAAUUACCCAUUGCUAUUUCAGUUCGUGUGGAUGAUAAUGUUGUUUUUCACGAACCACCACAAAUAGCAAGAUGGGAUGAGACGUCCCAACAUUGGAGAACUAGUGGAAUUACUGAUUUCAGAUAUGAAACCGAUGAAAGAAUGGUGUUUUUUAGAACUGCUUUUUUUGGUUCAUUUGCUCUGAUGCAGGAUAUCUAUCUCAACAUGCCAUUUCAAUCGUGGCAACUUCGACCUACUUCAUUAAAUGAGUGCGUUUUAAAUAUUAUUGGCGGUGAAACGGAAGUUGACAUUGUAAUCAAGGAGGGAUUGUGCUGUGUUACGUUUCCAACAGAAAUGCAACAGCUGAAGUAUUUAACUAAAAAAUGGAUGGCUCCGAAAGAACUUUUAAAAAUGUUGCGUUCAUCCGGCGUAAAUCUUUUUCCUUACGAAGAUGGCGAAAAAUACGUAAGCGUAUGUAAAAAGGUAGAGGGACUUGUUGGACCCCUUCAUGAACAAAUGGCUCUAUCUGCGUCUGCUUUCUCGUAUGCAUGGAGUAAAUGGAACAGUGACAUUGGUGAAGAGAAGGUGGUAGUGCAGGCUACUGAAUGGGUGCAGACGUCACCACCUGACGAGGACUCUUAUCAUUUAUACAUGGCUUCCACCAGAAUCUGUUGCAAGCUUAAAACUGUCGAGUUUUGUGAAGACUUUUCUACUGAUGUCUAUCCUGAAUCACAGAUGCAUCCAGAUUUAUAUCACAUGCUACGCGAUGGUGCAAGUGAUAAAGCUAAAGAAAGAUUACGAGAUACAUCUGUUGUUUUUAUUGACUGUGUACAUCAGUUACUAGAUGCUACCAAGCUGUUUGUUUAUUCGUGAACAAUGAAUCAUGGAGGUGUUUUUAGUUUUGUAUACCAAUUUUAAACACGUGGAUCUUUUUCUGGAAGAUUUACACUCAACUGAUUUGCUACCCGUUAUUUGCGAAACUUUUCAAUUAGAACUUCUUUGUUUUUGCUUGUUUCACAGUCCAGCGUAUAUAAUUACUUACCAUAAAUGACCAUUUAAUAGCCCUGUAUGUUAUUCGUAGGCGUUUUUUUGAAAGGGUCGUUAUUUAAAUGAUCAUUUUUUAAAUGAAAAAGGUACAACUAACCAAAGGACUAAAAAAAGCGCCAAAGAAGAUUCCACUGGAAGAAGUUAAUUUAAGAACAUUUUACUUUACAUAUUGCUGCUAUAAUUAACGAAAGAUUGUAAAAUUUCAACAAUUUACUUUCUGAGAUGACCGUAAGAGUUAUUUUGUGAUAUGAACGGUUAAUAUAAGUUUUAGUCUACAUAGCCUAAUAUAUUCUGUUUGACUUGUAUAUUUUUAUCCAAGAAUAUUUAUUUAGAAUGUGUC
Messenger RNA from Hydractinia symbiolongicarpus, 6537 nucleotides. RefSeq names its product dynein axonemal intermediate chain 7-like. The record is from RefSeq and is a predicted model, not a curated record. Gene Ontology annotation, cellular component: axoneme. Gene Ontology annotation, molecular function: beta-tubulin binding; microtubule binding. NCBI's taxonomy places the organism in Eukaryota, Metazoa, Cnidaria, Hydrozoa, Anthoathecata, Hydractiniidae. The transcript has 21 exons. The coding region runs from base 3621 to 6023 and encodes 800 amino acids.